Messenger RNA from Eucalyptus grandis, 840 nucleotides. RefSeq names its product loganic acid O-methyltransferase-like. Bases 240 to 488 code for a protein of 82 amino acids. Gene Ontology annotation, molecular function: S-adenosylmethionine-dependent methyltransferase activity. The transcript is spliced from 2 exons. Gene Ontology annotation, biological process: methylation. The record is from RefSeq and is a predicted model, not a curated record. Lineage: Eukaryota; Viridiplantae; Streptophyta; Magnoliopsida; Myrtales; Myrtaceae.
UCAUGGUCGCUUAUCCCCAAAGGCUUCUCUUCAAUUCAUCCAUUCAUCUUAUGCCCUUCAGUGGCUAUUGAGAGUGCCGCCACAAGUAACAGAAAGAAAGAUCUUCCACUUGGAACAAGGGGAGGAUUCACACAGCAGACACGCCACAAGACGUCGUGGAGGCUUACCACGAGCAAUUUGUGAAUGACAAGGAGAUUUUCUCGAAUGCUAGAGCUGCAGAGCUUGGGGCUGGAGGACUAAUGGCCAUUCUCAUUCCAAGCACACCGCCUUGCUCGAAAUCCAUUGUCGACUUGCUAGUGCAGCUUCUGGAAUCUGCUCUCAUGGAUCUCGUGAGCUUGGGACUGCUCUCUGAAGAGAAAAUCCACUCAUUCAACUUGCCCCUUUACCAUCCGACUUUGGCGGAGAUGGAGGCCCUGGUGAAGCGAAAUGGGCAUUUCAACAUCGAGAGGAUGAAUCCGCUGGUUCGUCUGCCGCCUAGGGGCAUCUGAAGUGAUGGCCAAUGCGACCGUGAUGCACAUCAGAGCCGGCUGGGAGGGGCUCAUCAAGGCACACUUCGGGAGUGAAAUCGUUCACCCCGUGUUCGAACACUUCCGGAAGAAGGUCAUGGAAUCGUCUAUAUUUGCUAAACCUUCUUAUAGUCGGAAGGCCGAGACUUUCAUCUUCCUGAAGCGCUUGUGAUCAGAUAUGAUACAAGUCAGAGACGGGCUCAAUGCAGGCGUAUCGGGACUCAGGAGCAGCAAGCUUGGUUGAUGCUGGAGGCUGAGCCGAUAGAGAAUCACAUUUUUGUUAAUUUUAAACAGAGCGGACAUGCAAUCUCUUCGUUCGACUAGAGAAAUCGAC